This is a messenger RNA of Sinocyclocheilus grahami, 2974 nucleotides long. Its product is annotated as oxysterol-binding protein 2-like. Bases 1 to 1608 code for a protein of 535 amino acids. The record is from RefSeq and is a predicted model, not a curated record. Gene Ontology annotation, cellular component: cytosol; plasma membrane; perinuclear endoplasmic reticulum. Gene Ontology annotation, molecular function: cholesterol binding. Lineage: Eukaryota; Metazoa; Chordata; Actinopteri; Cypriniformes; Cyprinidae. The transcript is spliced from 12 exons.
AUGAAAAGUGCUGAACAGCACUGUGAGGAGCUACACCUGGAGGAGACCAUUGAGCAACUAGCCAAGCAGCACAACAGCCUGGAACGAGCCUGGAGAGAGGCCCCCACGCACGCUGUCAACACGCCCGCUACGCCCACCACUGACACGGGAGUGAGUGAAAGGCCCAGGAAAGAGGAAGCGAGUGAUGAAGAUGAGGAUACAGAGUAUUUUGAUGCCAUGGAAGACUCACCUGCUUUUAUAACAGUGACUGCCACGGACCCCUCUCACCACAGACGUUCUCAGAGUAAUCUCAGUGGUGCUAGUGGAGGACAGCCCAGUGACUGGAACCAGGAAGACAAUUGUUCUGUGAGCAGUAAUGAUUUUUCAGGGAAAGAACUGCAGCCUCACAGGAAGAGGCGGACCCAGAUCCCAGAGAAGCCCAACUAUUCGCUCAAUCUGUGGAGCAUCAUGAAGAAUUGCAUUGGCAAAGAACUCUCUAAGAUCCCAAUGCCUGUGAACUUCAACGAGCCCCUGUCCAUGCUGCAGCGCUUGACUGAGGAUUUGGAGUACCACGAGCUGCUGGAUAAGGCGGCGCGCUGUGAGAACUCUCUGGAGCAGAUGUGUCUGGUCGCAGCCUUCUCCGUCUCCUCAUACUCCACCACAGUGCACCGGACGGCCAAGCCCUUCAACCCUCUCCUGGGAGAGACAUAUGAACUGGACCGCCUGGAAGAAUUCGGCUAUCGUUCCAUCUGUGAACAGGUCAGUCAUCAUCCGCCAGCAGCCGCUCAUCAUGUGAUGUCACAGCGAGGCUGGACCCUGUGGCAGGAAAUCACCAUCGCUAGCAAGUUCCGUGGCAAAUACCUCUCCAUCAUGCCUCUGGGUGCGAUCCACCUACAGUUUCAUGCGAGUGGAAACCACUAUGUGUGGCGCAAAGUCACCUCCACCGUGCACAACAUCAUUGUGGGCAAACUGUGGAUUGAUCAGUCAGGAGAUAUUGACAUAGUCAACCACAGGACCAAAGAGACCUGUCAGCUCAAGUUCUCUCCGUACAGUUACUUUUCAAGGGAAGUCCCACGAAAGGUCACAGGGGUGGUGAAGGACAGUGACGGCCAGCCCCACUACAUCCUGUCAGGUACAUGGGAUGACAAGAUGGAGAGCGCCAAGAUCGUGCAGAGUAGCAGAGGAAGCAGCAGCUCUGAGGGCAAACAGAAGACUGUCUAUCAGACGCUCACACCCAAACUGCUGUGGAAGAAAUACCCUCUACCAGAGAAUGCUGAGAACAUGUACUGUUUCUCCGCUCUGGCUUUGACCCUGAAUGAGGAAGAGGAGGGUGUGUGUUGGACGGACAGCAGGCUGAGGCCGGACCAGCAGCUGAUGGAAGCGGGACGCUGGGACGAGGCCAACGUGGAGAAGCAGAGGCUGGAGGAAAAACAGAGAGCCAGGAGGAGGAGGAGAGAAGCUGAGGCUUCUAAGGCCAUCGAUGAAGGACAGGACUUUGAAAGCUACAUGCCGCUGUGGUUCCACCAGAGGACGGAUGGACUGACGGGAGAGACUAUUUACGUUUAUAAGGGGGGUUACUGGGAGGCCAAAGAAAGACAAGCCUGGAAUAGGAGUCCCGCUAUCUUCUGAACAUGCAAAACAAUUGACUAACUCUGCAGACAAAGAGGAAUAAACCCUCUACAUGGACUCAUCAGGGCCUUGGGACUGCAGAGGUAGUGGAGACACCUGCGCUGUUUGAUCUCUUAGAGCGCGCACGCAUGUGUGUGUGUGUGUGUUUGUUUAAGUGUGUGUUUUUGCAGCCCAAUGACAUAUAUCUUUGCCCGACUCUUAAACGGACCACUAAAAUGGGAGAAUAGAAGAAUGUUCUCUCUCAAGUUCAUUUCAAAGACGAGUGUGUGGGAGAAAUGCGCAGUUGAACUCUUAGUCAAGUGCCGCCCCAGUUUAUCUUCCAAAGCAAAUCAGGUUCUUUUUAUUCAGUUCAACCCCAUCGCAAAUGCACUUUCCUCUCUUCCCAGCAGUGAAGUACACUGGACUGAGUCUUGUUUAUAAAGAGAUCAUAUCCCAUGAAGAAACUCACAUAUGAAGGAGAGACUCACUCGACUUAACACAACGCAGCUGAAACAUUUCAAAGAAUCGUCUGAUUGUUCAGCUUGUGUACUUUGUUUCAUAUCAACAACAGUACCAUAUUUGAGCAAGGGAAGUUCUUGUAUUUGUAUAUCCCAGGAGCACAAUCAGGCUCUUAUUGGAAACAGCUGAAGACUUUCUCCCUGGCUCCGCCCCCUUUGCAUAGCAAAUAACAGUAAAGAUUCAUCUCGUGUCUUCAGUUAACCAAUGAGCUUCAGGCAAGCAUUAAAAGAGCGCUUGUGUCUGUUGUAUUGGACAGUGCAGGUAUUCGGACACAGAUGUGUUUUACACCCAUGAAUUGUCAUGCACAUUAAUUAGCUGCUUCCUGCAUUGGCUCAGUGGAGCCCCCAGUGGUCAUUAUCGUGUUACUGUGACUGCCACAGUACAAUGCAUAUCAAUGCAAUUAAAAAAAAUAAUACUAUUUUGUACAAUCAGGAUACUUAAUGAAUGAAUGAACGAGCAACUAAUAAAAAUAAACAAGUCACCCGCUUGACUCACUCCGAGGACAUAGCAAACAAUCAAAAUACAAAGUGUGAUACUGAAAACACAAGCAAACAGCUUGCUGACCUUGUUUUGUGUUCAUAGCAUGCUUGUAUUUAUUAGCAUUAGAGAACGUGGAUUAAAACACCCAAGUGUUCCUGAUAGUUCACAUUACAUUAUGGUGAUAGAGAAGUACAUUGUAGUACAUUUUUUUUAAACUGGUAAUUUCAGUACUUUGUAACAGAAAGACCGAUUUUAAAUUUCUUCUCAAGGUUAUAAAUCAUCAGGACUCAGGAGUGAUUUAAAAAAAAAAAAAGGAUUUUGUUGUUUUGCUGAACACUAUGAAACUGUAGCCCCAAGCUGAUACAAAGUUGAAUAACAGAAACAAAUC